Molecule: messenger RNA, 10087 nt
Organism: Biomphalaria glabrata
Lineage: Eukaryota; Metazoa; Mollusca; Gastropoda; Planorbidae
Exons: 7
Coding region: 21-1910 (629 amino acids)
Biological process (GO): cell surface receptor signaling pathway
Cellular component (GO): membrane
Molecular function (GO): transmembrane signaling receptor activity
Source: RefSeq, a predicted model, not a curated record
GACGUGACCCACGUAAACUGAUGGAUCCAGAUAUCGUUAAAGCUUGUGAUCAACUCAAUGGAAACAAAUAUCAGAUCUACAGCAAGUAUACUGGCACAUAUUAUAAAAAUAUUUUCUGCUCUAUUUGUGAUUUGAUGGCGUAUCCGUUUGAGUUGACCAACAAAACAGAGAAUUGCAUUUUUUUUCAAAAGUCUGAGAAAACUUUCCCGUAUAAAAUGUUGGUCAACGUCCAAGACGUAGUCAGAGAGUCUAAUGGCAAGACUUAUAACAAAUGUAACGAGACAACAUGGUUAGCGCCUCAUGGCGAGUGUCUCCAAUUAAAAUGUACACCAGGAAAGACCUUAAAGAAUGGAAUAUGCACCACCAUAUUUACAGAUUUUAAGAGCCUGGAUUAUCAAGCGACAUUAGUUCUUGAACUCAAACACCGGGAUAAUUUUAAAGACAAUAUGACUCUUCCAAAUUUAUUGGAUUUGGCUGAAAGACAGAUAAGAAAAGAUGUUUCCAACAUUAACGAUGGCUACUCUUAUCAACUUGGUGUUACUCAGAAAGUCAACAUAAGUCUUACUGACACCGAAAUUCCUGUGUUAUGGAUAAACAUUGAAAUGUUAGCUUCACAUUUACUCACUAGAGAUGCCUUUGAGAACAUGGCUCUGGACAUUUUCUUUGGAAACAGAUUGAAGAAUGAAGAAAAAAUGUUCAACUAUUACAAAAUUUUAGUAGAUAGAUAUGACAUCUCUUGCACUUGGUCAAACAAGUUGUUAUCAUUGCGCCGCUAUGAGUCAUUGUUAUGGUCAAAAUACUAUUAUACACAAUGUGCUAACAAGGUAAUUCUUUCACCAACAUUAGCUUGUCAAUAUCUGAUAUUUAAAAGAACAAACUUUACUUUAGUUUGGACGACUACCAAUGGAGUGAAAUACGUAAUAGUGAUGCUAGAUGUUGGUGGGGCCAAGCUUAAAAUUUCCAGCCUGUCUGAUAUGAAUAGCAUGGAACUAACUGAAUCCAAAGAAUUAUAUAUAUGUGUUAAGAUGUUAAAGGAAUACUUUAAUACAUCCAAAUCAACUGAUAAAGGAAUACCAAUGUACAAAACAUUAAAUGUUUUAACAUAUAUUUGUAUAAGCGCCUCAGAGUUAUGUCUCGUGUUAACGCUAGUUACGUACCUUGGAUUUCCUGAACUGAGAACUGUUCCAGGCAUCAACAACAUGUUCCUGAGUUUAAGUCUACUUCUUGCACAGAUGGCGCUGGUUACAGCUUCUAACAUAACUGGUCCCAGUACUCUAUGUACUUGUAUAGGUAUUUUGACACAUUUAGUUUGGCUUUGGCACUUCACUUGGAGUUUUCUGUGUAGUCUUCACAUGUUUAGAGUCUUUACCUACAAGGUUCCAAGUGGUUCAAGAAAUGAUGGACUAUGUGCUCAUAUCUUCAAACAGAUACUUUUAUCGUUAAUAAGUCCUGUUUUAAUUGUCACUGCGGUCUUGAUCACGUCACAUUUUAUGUCAAACAGCCUUGGCUAUGGCCGACAUUUGUGUUACUUGGACUCAGCUCUUCUCAUAGGUGUCUCCACGGUCUUUCCAAUCUGUUUGGUUUCCUUGUGUAAUUUAACGUUUCUGGGACUAACAAUUGCAAGUAUUAACAGGGUCGAUUCGCUCGUUACUUUUGAUUUUGUCAAGAGAACUCAGUACAACAGCUGUAUACUUUACGCAAAGUUGUCUUCAGUGACCGGAAUCUACUGGAUUGUCACCAUUGUGGCUGAGGCUUUAGAUAAUGAUGUUCUAAGAAUCAUCUCAAUCUUACUGAACGGACUUCAAGGUGUUUCAAUAUUUAUCUCUUACACUUGUAACAAGAAAGUCUAUCAAAUGUAUUUCAAAUCAGCGAAAUUGCCAAGUGUAUCACCAGCUCAAGACACUUCCUAGACAGAUAAUUAAAAUAAAUAUAAAAUAAUUGUAAAAUGAAAAUAUGUUAGCUGUUAGCUAAUGAAAAUAAAAAUUAACAGAACAUAAAAAUAUUUCCAAAAAUAAAUUAUUAUUUUAUAAAUUUAUUGAUUUCUCUAAGUACGCUUACUUCGCUUUUAAUACUAAUACAAGUUAUAUUUAAAACAAAAAUAUUACUUCGCCUCUAUUCUCUCCUCCUACAACAACCACGUGGUUAUUAUGACUCCAUCUUUCUUGGAAAAGAAUGGAUGCUCCCAGAUGAGUCACUGGCUUUGGUUACGUCUUGAGAUGGGGCAGAAUCUAGAGUGACUGAUCAGGCCUAUUCUGGAGCGGCAGAGUUUACCACAGUUCGUGCAUCUGUCCUAGGGCUAGCUGACAGCAGCUUUUUUUUUUCUUUCUCUUGGCUAAAGCUUUGCACUCGGCGAAGUUCGUACCAGCACGUACAGUUUGUCUUCAUGCUGUCCGGUCUUGGGCUAUAUCCUCCCACAUAAUUUGGUCGAUGUCGUGGCUCUUAUGUCUCUCUUGCAGACAUAUCUGUAGGUUAGUCUUUGGAUGCCCUUGGGUCUGACUUCCUCUGCAAGCUCAGUGUAUAGGAUGUCUUUAAGAAGUCUUCCAUCUGGCAUGCGAGUGACAUGACCGAGGCAGCGUAGUCUUCUCCGCUGAAGGAGAGCAUAGAUGCUAAGCAUAUUGGCCCGUUUCAAAACUUCCUGGUUGGUAACAUGAUCCCUCCAGGUGAUGCACAUUAUGUGUCGCAGGUAGCGUAGCUGGAAGCUUUUUAAUCUGUGUCAGCUCAGUGUCUAAAUCUAGAUUGACGGCUAUUGUUGUUCCCAAAUAUGUCAAUUCCUACACCACCAUAAGUUUGUGAUUUCCAAUAUGUAUUGCUGGUAUAUCUGCGAUAUACUUGUGCCAGGAUUUCGGUCUUGGGGAGGCUUAUUGUAAGGCUAAACUCUUGACAAGCAGCUGCCAGAGCAUUCACUAGACUCUGUAAUCCUUCUUGUGAAUGAGAUAUGAGUGCCGCAUCAUCGGCGAACAACAGUUCCCUAAUAGAGAUACGCUGUCUCUUUGUUUUGGCUUUAAGGCGUGCCAGGCUGAAUAGCUUUCCAUCGGAUCUACUUGGUUAUACCCUUGCGUAAAUUAAAUAUAGUCAGACUACUAAAAAACAUUCUAGUUGGGUAAUAGAGUUUAGAGACAUAUUUCUAGUAUUGGUAUUUUGUAUUGAUAAAUUAUAAAAGUACUAUAAUCAUACGUACAUUUUGUCACUAAUUAAUCCUAGUAGUCCAGUUGCAAUAGUUUUACAUAAAAAGGGUUGCAAAAUGCUCAUUUUUUUCUUUGAUAAUUCUGUUACUGUUUGGACUGUGAUUCUGAAGCUUGUAUUUUUCUCUUAGAUUUUGAGUUAAAUUUAAUCAAGAAUAAUACGUUGACUAAAUCUAAAUCUAGUUCUAGCGCCAAUUAUUGUGAUGGUAAGACAACAUCCAUUUUUGGUUUGUUGACAGUAGAAAGAAUUUGUAUUCAUGCCAUUAGAUCCAGAAUGGAGAUCUAUAUUGUAAACGUUUCGUCCAUUGUAAUCUGUAUUGUUUACUAUUUAUUGUCAGUGGCUUCCUUAGCCCUGGAAUGCUUUAAAGUCUUUAAAACAAAAAGGAUUGCGAUACUAUUUUUUUUACUUUGUUAACAAAAACGUUUUUGUCUUUUAUUUUCCUGUCACGAGCAUGUCAGGCAGUUUGCUCGUUAUUUUUCUUCUAUAAAUUUUGAUACUACAUCCCGUUGUUAGUAGGCAGAACUUUGUAUAAAUAGUGAGCCAACACCGCGUAGUUAGUAGGCAGAACUUUGUAUAAAUAGUGAGCCAACACCGCGUAGUUACUAAGCUUACUUCUAAAUAAAUAGUGACGAUAAACCACAUAGUUAGUAUGCCUACUUUUGAAGAAAUACUUAGGUUACGCCGUGAAGUUAGAAGUUCUACUUUUGUAUGAAUAGUGAGGUUACACCAAGUAGCUAGUAGACCUACUGUUGUAUAAAUAGUGAGGUUAGAACACGUAGUUAGUAGGACUAAUUUUGUAUAAAUAGUGAGGUUACAUCAUGUAGUUACUAAUUGUAAUUUUUUCUAUAUACGAAAUCCACAAGGAGUAGUUAGAAGGACUACUUUUAAAUAAAUAGCGAAGUUAUACCUCGUUGUCAGGAGGCCAACUUUGUAUAAAGUAUAAAUAGUGAGGUUAUGCCAUUUAGCUGGAAGGCCUACUUUACUAAAAAACAAGGUUACAAAGAGAGUUUGUGUUACACAAACUCAGAGGCGGCCCCCGUCGAAGUCGGAUCCCUGUCGGAGAUAUUAUUCCUUUUUUAACGAGGCUUAAUAAACAUUACUAUACCGAGUUCUUUUUUCAUUUCAUUUAAAGAAUUAAUUCCAUAUAACGUCAGAGGGAAAAAAAAAACUACGUCACACGGCCUAGCUAGACUAAAAAUCGCUUUCAUCCAUACGAGCCAUUUAUCGAGUGUUCAUUGACUUUGGUGCACCGAGUGCGUUCUUUAAGCAUUUCAUUUAAAGAAUUCAUUCCAUAUGACGUCAAAGGAAAAAAAAACACUACGUCACACGGCCUAGCUAGAAUAAAAAUCGCCUUCAUCAUUACGAGCCAUUACGAGCCAUUUAUCGAGUGUUCAUAGACAUUGGUGCACCGAGUGCGUUCUUUUAGCAUUUCUUUUAAAGAAUUCAUUCCAUAUGACGUCAAAGGAAAAAAAAACACUACGUCACACGGCUUAGUUAGACUAAAAUAUGUUUUCAUUAAUACAAGCAAUUUUUCGAGUGUUCAUAGACAUUGGUGCACCGAGUGCGUUCUUUUAACAUUACAUUUAAAGAGUCCAUUCAUAUGACGUCAAAGAAAAAAAAAUUCCAUUACCUCACAAUAGGCUAGUACCGGUACCAUAAAAAAAAUGUCUUCAUUUACACGAGAUAUUUAACGAGGGUUCAUAGACAUUGGUGCACUGAGUUCUAAUAGAAUUUAUUUAAAAAGGAUCAAAGCCGCAUUGUUUUUGCGUUUUGUCUGUCAGUCGGUCUGUCCGUCAUCUUGAUAUAAAAAAAAACAACAACUAAAAGUUAUUAAAAAUUGAUUAACCUUUAUUCUACGUUUCAAAACAUCGCAAUAAUUUUUAGAUAUGAACACAAUUGAAAAGUUCAUAUUAUAGAUUGUUAUUAAUUAGAAGAGGGAGUUCAAACAAUUAUUUGGCGUUAGUAGAUUUUUAUAUAAAUUCGGAAAUUUCUGGCGACGAUUUGUAAGAAACAAAAUCCGGAACUUUCUUUAUCGAUUACAAAACUUCUAUGUUAUGUUUUAGCAAAAAAAUUAAAUGUCUAAAAAGUAAUUUUCAGUAAUCAAUUCUAGUAAAUUACUUUUUUUUAAAGCCCUGAACAACCUAUUGUCGAUAUUUUUAAAAUUUGUUUAAAGAUGAAAAUACGGAACAAUUUGAUAUUGAUAACCAAAUUAUAGUGACGCAUUGUCAUCCAGGGGGGCUGAGGGCUUUGCACUGGGGUUUUAUGCCUUCUCAUGUGGCUGGUGAGACCUAUGUGAGUCUGGAAUGUUCGGCCGCACACUGGGCAGGUUAUUCCAGCUGGAGCUAGUGUCAUUGGCCUUGCUUUUCUUCUCUGGCGUUUUUCUUCUACCAGCAUUGUUUUCUUUUCCUCAUCAACCUGUGCGCAAGUUUGCACAGCGCGACGCCUUGAUGCUUUGUCGUAUGCCUCUGUCUCCCAGGUGCCUGUGUCUAUGCUGAACGCCUUCAGAGAAGCUUUGAGGGUGUCCCUGAAGCCCUUUCUUUGACAACCUUACGAGCGCUUUCAUUCACCUAGUUGGCCAUACAAGAGUCGUUUAGGGAUGCGAUGGUCUUCCAUUAUGCAGACGUGUCCUGCCCAUCGCAGCUGGGACUGCAUCAGGAUUGUGUGGAUUCGCAGACACGCUAUUUGAAGGACUUCAGCAUCUGGUAUUUUGUCUUGCCAUUUGACAUUCAGUAUUUUUCUCAGACAUGUCAUAUCUAUGCAAGCAGAUUUUUAAAAAAAAAUGCCACUUUUAAAUAAAAAAAAACUUCAGUGGAGGUAAGUUUUUAAAUAGGUCACAGACUUCUUUAUUAAUAACUCAAGCUUCAUUUAUAGAUUUGCGCAUUGGCACGAAAAAUUUACAUCUAAGGUCACAAUGGAAAAUAAUAAAUUUAUUAAUAUAAAAUAUAUUUUCCAUUUAAUAACUAACUCAUGGAAUGAAAUACUGAUUGAGAUGUCGUUUUUGUAAAAGAAUUUUAAUUCGAAAUUUGCUUUAGUUAUAAGUUAAAAAAAAACGAACUACUUUAAUAGCGAUCAGUUUUGACAUCUUAACUAUACACUUGACAGUCUUAAGAAGACUAAAUAGAGCUCAGAUCUUGAUAUAUUUAUAAUUAAUAUAAUAUAAAUGUAUUAAUAAUUUCAACGAAACUUCUGACUUUUUAAGGUUGCAGAUUUAUCUAUAUUAUAAAGUAGAAUGUGAGGGGUAUGUAUGUAUGUAUGUUACUUAUAGACAUCAAAACCGCUUGACCAAUCUUGAUAAAACUAGGCAGGAAUGUUCCUUGGGUACCAACUUAGACCUUAGUGAAUGUAUUGUAGCCCUAAAACAAAUGUAAGACCCUCAAAAAAAAAAAGUUGUCCGACUCUAUUACAGCUAUAGUAUUUUAUGGAUCUAGGCCAUGUCUACAAUGUUGACAUGAGAAAAGAUAGAAAGGAUUUAGACCUAGAUCUAAUUUUAAAAAAUACACUUUGCGCAUAUAGUUUUUUACUUUGACACAUGAAAAGACAAAAGAAGAUCCAUUGAUUUCAUUAUAUAAUAAAAUCAACCUUCAAUUUUGUGUUUCAAAAGCAUUUUUUACAUUAAUUAGUUCCUUAUAUCUGUGAUUACAGAUUUCCUGACGAACAUUCUUUCAUUAGACAAUUCCGUAAUGAAUCGCUUACUAAAUAUUAAUUCGUUUAAUUGUUUACUUUAUAAUCCCAUCCCUAGAUCUAAAACUCUAAUUCAACUCUAAGAUGAUAAAACUUCUCUUCGCACAGAUAGUUUUAUACUUUAACACAUAAACAUAUUAAUUAAAGUCCAUUCAUUUCAUAUUUUGAUCAAAUAAACAUUCAAAUUUAGUUUUCUAAAGCUACAUUCGCCUACGAAAGCUGCGAAGCCGAGUUGAGAUAGGCCUAGAUCUAUAUUCAUUCAUGAAUCGCGUACUAAAUAUAAUUUCGUUUAAUUGUUCACUUUAUAAUUCCAUUCAUUUAACAAAGCUAUCGCUCUUUUCGUUUUUAAUAGAUAAGAAUGUGUCGACUUCGGGUAAACCCAUUUUCGCAAACCUAAUUUUAUUUUCGUAGCGAAAGAGAAAUAACGUGAAAGGAUCAUUAGCUAAGUUUAACAUACAUAUAAAUCCAAUCCACUAGAUUAUCCAAAAGCAUUUUUUACAUAAAUUAGUUCCUGAUAUCUACAGAUUUCCUGGCGAACAUUCUUUCAUUAGACAUUACCAAAUGGUUACACAUUAACACAUCUCUCUUCUGAGGUCUGAGUCUAUUCCUAGGCCUAGGUCUAAAACUCUUACUGAACUCUAAGAUGAUAAAACUUCUUUUCGCAAAGAUAGUUUUAUGCUUUAACACAUAAACAUACUAAUUAUUGUCCAUUCAUUUGAUAUUUUAAUCAAAUUAACAUUCAAAUUUGUUUUUCUAAAGCAUUUUUAAUACAUUCGUUCGCUGUUCGCUAAAGCUGCGUAGCCGUGUUGAGAUAGGCCUAUAUUCAUUCAUGAAAAAAAGUUUACGCAUGCGCAGCACAGAACUCUAGAUUAGUGUAGAUUUAGAUCUACGUCUACCUCAAGAUCUACUUUAUACUUUAUACACAUGAACAUACAAAAUUUAGUCUAUUCAUCUCAAAUUUUAAUCAAAUAUAUGUAGGCCUACAAGCAAAUGUUUUAAUUUGAAAAAAAAAAAUGGAUUUAAUUAAGCCUAUUAGCAAUUUUGAUUUGAUAGCUUCAUUCACACUAUUUUUACAUUGACACAUUCGCUUUACUUAUUACAUUAUUAUUUCGUUUAAUUGUUUACAAAACACUCUCAGUGACUAUAUCGACAGUAAUGCGCAAAUAAAGACCCGCGGGUCGCGGGUAACAUAUGUCUAGUUUAUUAUAUAAACAGUAUCGGACACAAACAGCAUAGUACACUAUUACGCGAUAACAAAAGGCAUACUAUUUCUGAUCAUUGUCCUAGGUCUAGUAAUAUUAAGAUUAAACGCGUAAAUUGAUACGAAUUAUAGUCUACAACUAGAUUAUAUAUUGAUAUUCUAAAUCUAGUCUAAAUUCUAUAUCUAGAUCUAAUUUUCUAUCUAGUUCUAAUAAUUUGUCUAGUUCUAAAUCUAGCUGUAUCGAGAUCUAGAUCUAAAUCUAGAUCUACUUUGUAUGACAAAUGGAAGGGGAGAUAUUAAUUUUUAUUAGCGAGGCUAAGUCUUAAUUUGUGUGACCCAAGUCGUUACUAGCUCACUACCUAAAGUAGGUCAAUAAUUUUUUUUUUCGUGUUGCCACUUUAUCUCAUUUUGUAAGAAGAAUUAAUCUAUUUUUAGGUUCUCUUUAUUACUUGUUACAUUUUUUUAAUUUUGAAUGUAUGGAGACGCGUUGGCUGAGCUGUAAAGUGCUUGGCUUCUGAACUGGAGUUUUUUGGUUCCAAUCCUGGUAAUUACUGGUAUUUAAACAUUAGGGAUCUUCAGGGCGCCUCUGAGUCUACCCAGCUCUAAUGGGUACCUGACAUUAGUUGCGGAAAAGUAAAGGUGGUUGGUCAUUAUGCUGGCCACAUGAUACCCUCGUAGAAACAUAGAAACAGAUGAUGUUUACACGAUCUGCCUUAUAUAUCACAAGGACUUAAUGAAUAUAUAUGUAUAUAAAACAACUUGUAAUUGAAAAAGUACAUGAGUUUGAUAAAAAUUCAUUUGGAAAGAUUUAAACAUUGAAAGAGGAAAAUUUUGUAAUAUUAUUUUAUUGCCUAAUGAUUUUUAAAUGUUAUUACUCUCGAGGAUCAAAACAAGAUUAUGGCUUGAAUAUUUCUGGUCCAUUGGUGAAUUCGAUGGGGGCCGCCACUAAGUUUGUGUGAUAACACAAACUCUCAUUGUAAUCUUUUUUUUAUUAGAAAAAAAGGUAUCUCGAUAAAAAAAAAUCAUUUAAUUUAUCCAACAUGAUACAGUGAGUGUAUUCUUAGAAGAUGUUGUAAUUUUGUUUUCUUUAUAUGGUGAUGUUUUAUAAUAUGAUGUGUUACCUGUAUUGGUUUGUCAAGUAAAUUUUUUAUAUGAUAAAUUUGUAAAUUGGGAUUUGCCUAAUAAUGUUUUUAAACAUUGUGUAAUUUCAUAAAGUUAUAGAUUUUGAAUUAGAUAAUAAUGAUUGAUAUUUAAUUAUGUUGUUGAAAUUUUGUGUAAUAUUUUUUUUUUGCACAUACAAUCAUUAUUGCAUUGUUAAUAUACAUAUGUAUUCAAUGAACUGAUAUUUAUGAAAAUAUAGUUAAAUCCUAGGUGUCACUUACAUACAAAGACCGCCUCACGAAUGAAGAGAUUAGAAACAUGAUUAAUACAGCAAUUGGACCCCACGAUGACCCCACGAUGCUUAUCACUCUCAAGAAAAUGUAAACUCAAACUCUAUUGACACAUCAUGAAGUUCUCGGGGCUCGUAAAGAUUUUCCUUUAGGGAACAGUACCGGGCAGAAGAUGAAGAGGAAGACAAAGAAAGCGAUGGGAAGACAACAUCAAAGAAUGAACAGGCCUGUCAGGGAAUACAAUUCUAUCAAAUUUAAAGGACAGAGAGGAAUGGAGAAAGACGGUUGAUAGAUCUUGCAUAGUUUCCCGUCCAAUAGACAAAACGAUAGGAGAAGAUGAAGGCAAAGUAAACUGUGACCUUGGCCUGACUGAAUUUAUUGCAUGAUUAUCUAAUUGAUCUAAUUGUUUUGUAAAUGACCGAACUUUUAUUUGACAGGUCAACAAAUAAAGCUUUUCUUUUUUAUUUUUUUUAGUUAUGUUUCCGAGAUGUUAACUGUCAUGCUACAGUACAUGUGUAGAAUAUGAAAAACUGCUUAUUAAUUGUUCUUUUAUAUUGAAUUCCACUUAUAUGCAUACUAAAUAGAUUUUUUCUCUUUAAAAAAAGUAAACAAUUCUUUACAAACAUGGUUG